Clunio marinus is the source of this 2563-nucleotide messenger RNA. Lineage: Eukaryota; Metazoa; Arthropoda; Insecta; Diptera; Chironomidae. The record is from the annotation of a GenBank genome assembly.
AUGAAACCCUGUAAAAAAAAUCUCGAAAAUAAAGAAUCAAGAAAUAUCAUGCUCCAAAUUAUAAAUAGGAUUCCUUGCCGAUUACCUCGCUGCAUUUAUAACUCAUCAUAUAAAAAUAUUCAAUCAAUUCACGUGUUAUCAAACAUCUUCAACAAUAAAGUCACAAAUAAUCAGAAAUCACAGAAUAUCCAAGAAUCUGUCUUGAAACUUAACAAAACUGAAAAUUGUCCUCCAAAACCUCCACCUAAAACUAACUAUACAAAAUGGAUGGUAGUGGGUGGUGCAUCUGCAUUUGCGGCAGGAUUACUGUUACAUUUGAUUACGAGAGAAACUCCUGAUCCUCCUGAAAUAAUAGACAAAACUAAGAUACCAUUGAGAAUUCCUCAAACAAGUGUAAACAUUCCGAAACAUGUUCCAUAUCUGCUGGUAGGAGGUGGAACUGCUAGCUUUGCUGCCUUUCGUGCCAUCAAGUCCAACGAACCAAAAGCUAAAGUAAUGGUUAUUUCUGACGAAACAGUCAUGCCUUACAUGCGUCCACCAUUAUCAAAAGAGAUUUGGUUUGAUGCCCAACUUGGUGUCGAGAAAGCAAGAUUUAAGCAAUGGAAUGGUGCUGAAAGAAGUGUUUACUAUGAACCCGAAGAGUUUUAUAUGUCAGCAGAGAAAUUGAAAGAUGCUAGCAAUGGUGGCGUUUCAGUCAUUCGCGGAUAUUCAGUAGUAAAAUUAGACAUUAAUGAACAAAAAGUUCUUCUAGAUGAAGGCACAGAAAUUACUUAUGACAAAUGUCUCAUAGCUACCGGAAGUACACCUAAAAGUAUCGAUAUCUUUGACAGUGCACCUUCAAAAAUUAAAGAGAAAAUUACAUCGUUUAAAAGUAUUAAAGAUUUCGAAAACGUUAAAGCAAAGGUUGAGAAAUCAAAGAAAAUUGCAAUUGUUGGCAAUGGAUUUCUUGGGAGUGAGUUAGCGUGCGCUUUAGCACAUUACGGAAAGGAACACAAUGGAUUGAAAGUGUAUCAAGUUUAUCGUGAAAGUGGUAACAUGGCGAAAGUUCUUCCGGAGUAUUUAAGUAAGUGGACGACAGAAAAAAUCAAAGAAAUUGGUGUUGAUGUUCAACCAAACAGUCAGAUCAGCAGUGUUGAAAUGUUUGAAGGAACUCAACUCAAAUUGAAGUUCACAAAUGGAAAUAGUAUAAUUGUAGACAACGUAAUUCAAGCUGUUGGUUCACUUCCAAACGUUAAACUUGCACAAAAUGCUGGCUUAGAAAUUGAUCAGAAAUUUGGAGGAUUUCUUGUAAAUGCAGAACUGGAAGCAAGAUCAAAUCUCUAUGCUGCUGGCGAUGUUGCUUGUUUCUACGAUCCUAGAUUAGGUCGAAGACGUGUCGAACAUCAUGAUCAUGCUGUUGUUAGCGGUCGUUUAGCUGGUGAAAAUAUGGUUGGAUUAAAGAAACCGUACAAACAUCAAUCAAUGUUUUGGUCGGAUCUUGGUUCUGCUGUUGGAUACGAAGCCAUAGGAUUAGUUGAUUCCACAUUACCAACAGUGGCUGUGUUUACUAAGAUUGAUUCAAAAGAUGACAAAACUUUACAUUAUGAGGAAAAAGAUUCAAAGACAGAAGAAGUUAAAGUAGAACAGCAGAAGAAAGAAACUUCACCAGUACAGAAAAUAUCAUUUAAAGAUUGUCCACCUGCAUCAGUUAAUGACAAUUCAGAAGACUUUGGGAAAGGCGUAGUUUUUUACAUGCAAGGCGAGAAAAUUGUCGGCAUUCUUUUGUGGAAUGUUUUCAAUCGCAUUUCAAUAGCAAGAAAAAUUCUAAUGUCAGACGAAACUUUUAAAGAUUUAAAUGAAGUAGCGAAGCUUUUUGAUAUUUAUGAUCAACACAAACAAGAUGAAGACUAGAAAACUUGUUAUCAAUAAUUCAAUGCGUGAGUUAAUUUUUUUUUAUAUUCGAAAAAAUGCGGUUGAUGAGUGAAACAACGUUAUCAACGUUAUAAAGAAAACGAAAACAAAAUCAUGAGAGAGAAACCAAACUUGAAUUCUAAUGAUAUUUGUUAACAUCAAGCAUAUAAAAUCUUUAUUUGUAAAAUUAAAUGAUAAUGAUAUUUGAUAAAAAUUAAUUAAAUGAAUACUUAGGUGAUGAAUAUUGUUUUGAUGGCUACGAUUCGUCAACCUCCUCGCUUAUCGAUUCUGUUCGUAUCGCACAGCGUUUGAUUUCCUUCUUCAAAGGUCUUUUCUUCUGUUCUUUGGCCUUCUCUUUACAAAACUCACAGUUUCGAUGAGAUGUUGAUUUACUUUCUUUCUUCUGACUAGGCUGGUACCGUGGCUUCACUUGAGCCUUCUUUUUCUCUUCCUCCAUUGGAAACUGUUCGUAAUCACGAGCUGGUGUUCUGUAGCUGAUGGAAUCUCCAAAACAGUAGAUAACAUCCAUACUUAUGUUCUUUGUUCGAUAUUAGAAUUUGAUUUCAGUAAAUACUCAAAAGAAAAUGUGUGAGAGCGAAUUAUUUCUUUUUAUAAGACCACUUGGUGUGUUCACUUGUUGGCGUUUCAACUUGAAAUAAUUUCUCGCUUGUGC